AUGGAGCUCUCUGAUGAUUUGGCCUCAGCAAUUAGAAAGUCGUGGUCAGAAUCAGGGACAGCAGAGGGAACGGACUCUCCCAUUAGCACGCCACGCGGGACUCCUAAAAGCUCGACUAAAGGAUCCAUUACUGCAGAGGCAGAUAUCCCAGAAGAUUAUCAGCUGCUUAAACACCAUUACGCCAUUUCAGACACUGCGGGGAAGAGCGUCGCGCAGGAUGGACUGGUGGACGUUUUAAGGGAUUUGGACUUCGCCAACAAUGAGAAGGCAAGCCCUCAUAGCACUCGAAGACGGUCAAUAGAAGAGGUUUCCAGGAUCAGACAAUGGCUUAACCCGCGCAGCUCGUUCUCCGGAGCGUCUGUUAACGAACGUCAAGUGAAAGAAGAGGUUUCAGAUAGAAAAUGCUGGAUCACCGUCGUGGAAUCGCAGGACGAUUUAUGGCCGAUUCUGAUCCUCAAACACUCGCUGGUACUUAGUGGGACCCGGUACAAGCUUCAUGUGCUGUACUCGGAGAGCAUGCUUGGCGUCGCAUCGCAGCUUUCAGAGCAAGGCAUUGAAACCAUAAGAACUAACGAUAUCUCGCCGCUUUUGGUGGACUCUGCAACAGGAUCCGCUUCCUCGGCAUUUAUGCCCACUGAGGAAGGACGUCCCGCCAAAUGGUCCAAGUUGUUACCCUUUGUUUCACUGGCGAACGUGUUCGACCUAGUGUGCUACCUGUCACCACGGUCUAUGGUCCUUUCCAAUGUAGAUGAGCUAUUGGAAUCAAAUAUUGUCUCCUCGGAAAUCGAUAAUGAGACCUGCGUUUUGCUUUCCAAUACCAUGCAUGAGCCUCCCACGCUGAUUGUCUUGCGUCCUAACACAGAAGCCGAUGCGUGCAUAAGAGAGUAUAUGACAGUAUACUCGAGCACGGACAACAACGGGAAAUGGGCAAAGUUACGAAGUUCGCAAGAUUUGGCCGUCCUCAGAGCUCUAUUUGAAGACUCGUGGGGUGUAGUGGCGUCGGAAUAUUGCUAUCGUGGGGUUGGAAGCAUUCCUACCACUGCUAAGAUUAUUGAGUGCUGUUCAACACAGCCUUGGAAUGCAAAUGAUGAAACUAGUCUGCUGUGGAGAAAAGCUUACUCGCAGCUCGUGAACUGA
Messenger RNA from Lachancea dasiensis, 1137 nucleotides. NCBI's taxonomy places the organism in Eukaryota, Fungi, Ascomycota, Saccharomycetes, Saccharomycetales, Saccharomycetaceae. The record is from the annotation of a GenBank genome assembly.